Molecule: messenger RNA, 1305 nt
Organism: Symbiodinium pilosum
Lineage: Eukaryota; Dinophyceae; Suessiales; Symbiodiniaceae
Source: the annotation of a GenBank genome assembly
AUGCGAGUGCAAGGUUUGGUUCUGCUUGCCCUGGCUCUGGUGUUGCUGCUGCUGCAGUGCAGCAUUUCCUGGGCAUUGCCGUGUCUCUGUGAGCUCGUGCUCUUCCGUUUUGUGCCCCAGCGACGCGCCUGGGUGGACAUGGCUCUGGUGGUCCUGCCUUGCAUACUUUUCUUAGCAUAUCUGCUCUUUGCCAGUGUGCAAGGGGGCAUCAAUGGGGAUGUGGCUGCAGACAUGUUUUUCAUGGUCGUGGCUGUGGCGCUUGUGAUUGGUCAGCGCUGUGCAACGCAGAAAGAAGAAGUCUUGGAGCUGCCCCAGGGACAGGAGGUGCCACGUAAAACAAGCAACAGCCAAUGCUGCUGCGCAUGCUGCAGCUGCUGUGGAGUGCUCCUGUGUAUAUCGCUGCUAGCCCAGGCUGUUGGCAUGAUGGUGUAUUUGGCGAACACCCCUAGACCUUCUUACACAGCGACUUCCAUCGCGUACUGGUGCGAGGGCGAGCCAAACAACUCUCUGGUCGUUCUGGAGCCUGGCUAUUUGGCAUCUCCAGGGUCGCUGUUCCAUGUGCAGAAGGUCUUGUCACAGAGCACCCGCGUUUGCACCUAUGAUCCAGUUGGCACCGGCUUCAGUGGCGGCCACAACCCGAGCUUCCAAACCGACGCCCUAGCCAUGAAGGAUGUGGUGGAUGCCGAGCUGGCCCAGCACGCCGGCAGUGACUCGUGGCUCGUGGUGGUUGGAGGCCACUCUCGCAGGCACCUGACAGGCUGCCGCUUCUGGAUGGAUUAUGUCAACUUGUACGGCAGGCUUUCCCUGCUGGCGCUCGAUGGAAGCUGGUGCGGCCAGACUGGCUGUGGCUACUGUGAAAAUUUCGGAGGCAUUUUCGCCGCCGUGCGGAUUGUCGCAGCUCCAGUUCUGACGUUGCUGUCUGGGUAUCUUCGCCUGGUCAUGGCGUUUCUGCAGGAUCCGCUGAUGCAGGCCAUGGCGAGUGGGCCAGACCAAAUGCCGGACUACCCCCAAAAGGCUGUGCUUCAGUUGUCAGAGCCCUACUUUUGGCCAAAGCUGUGGCGCAGUCAAAGCUUGCGAGGCGAUGCUUGGCUCAAUGCCUAUGACGGGCCAUCGUGGUCGCAAUGUUCAGAACUGCAGUUGACGGCUACCUCAAUGUCAUCGAGCUCGCCCCAUCAUCUCUACAUUGAUGCUGAAAGCAUUUGCACCACGAAUCCAUGGGCCUGUGCAGAGCACAUGUCCCUCAUCUCUAGCAGCUGGUUCGCAGAUUUGGCAGGUGCCAGGGCUGCCAGCUUUGUCGCCGGCUGA